Molecule: messenger RNA, 1922 nt
Organism: Orussus abietinus
Lineage: Eukaryota; Metazoa; Arthropoda; Insecta; Hymenoptera; Orussidae
Exons: 12
Coding region: 42-1895 (617 amino acids)
Source: RefSeq, a predicted model, not a curated record
GAGGAGGUUCUAGAUAGAAUAGAGGAGCCGACAAGGCCAAGAUGCCCGGAGGAGUGGUCUUCCUCGUUUGCAUACCGACUACUAGUUACGAGCACGAGCUCGUCUUCGGCGUGCCCGUGCCGAGAAUUAAAAGACCUGGAAAGGUGGAUCCUUUCCCGAAGAGUGUGCCAAACGUCGACCUGCGUCUCAAGGAUGUCAGGAACCGCAAUCGUCUCGUCACCCUGGAUGGAGAACUCGACGACGAGGACGUAAUCGAGCCUCCUAGACUGAGGCGAGUCCAAGAUGCGCAAUCCAAGAGUCCUGCCUUUGUGUCGAUGGAAACUGUUCUUGAAGAGUUACUAAAGAAACUUAGAGUACAGCACGUGGUAUGGUGUAAGGAUAAAGAAGACAUGUACUAUGAGGUGAUCUUUCCUGUUCCAGCAGGCGACCCUUGUGAAAAUUGUCUCCACUGUUUAACAGAAAUGGGUAUCGGCGUUAAAAUGAAUUCAAUAGUAAGCGUAAUACCUACGCAAUGCACGUACAGCGGGGUCGGAGGUGCAAAGGCAAUUAAGGAUGACCUGGAACGAAGAAAAACUGAGGCGGAAGCAAGAAGAAAUGCUUGGGCGUCCUUUAUCGGGUCCAUUCGUUCCAAAUUGACGGUAAAACAAGUAGUCGACGGUGUCAGAAGUGGCGGCGACUUAACAUUCGACUACGUCCUGUUAGUCCUGACGGCCGAUUGCCUCGCAGCCCUUGGUCUGGUAGAAAAUAGCGCGACAAACGUCGUAGCAGCAAUGUUGGUGUCCCCUUUAAUGGGGCCCGUAAUGUCGCUCACAUUCGGAACCAUCAUAGCAGAUCGGGACUUGCAGUUAGUCGGAUUUAAGAGUUUGAUGUUGGGGAUAUUCCUCUCGAUUGUCUUCGGGUUCAUCUUCGGACUUAUCCUGGGGACUACAGAAAUGCCCUGGGGUUACAAUGACUGGCCAACGGAUGAGAUGAAAGGAAGAGGUAACUACCGAUCGCUAUGGAUGGGAGUGUUGUGGGCUCUACCAUCCGGGACAGGAGUUGCCGUAGCCCUCCUCCAAGGAAGCAACGGUCCUCUGAUCGGCGUGGCCAUUUCAGCAUCCCUGUUACCGCCUGUUGUAAAUUGCGGCUUAUUCUGGGCUCUGGGGUGCAUAUGGCUGAUCUACAGGCCAAUCAAGAUGCCGCAUAUCAAGGGAGAAUCUUACACAGACUUGAACAGCUCCUACGUGUACGUCUACACCGACUACCUGCCGGUGGAGUUCUUCUGCAACGGCAUCAUAAGCGCGUGCUUAACGUUCAUCAACGUGAUGUGCAUCUUCAUCACGGCAAUAAUCGUCCUGAAGAUCAAGGAAGUCGCGGCUCCAUACACAUCAACUCCGGAGUUGCGGCGUUUCUGGGAGCACGAUAUCCGCGUGGUCCGGGAUAAGAACAGUACCCGAAAUAGUUCCAUAAACUCCAGCUAUUACGAAGGACUGAGCAAAACGAAGCAACGUGCGUUGGAGCAAACUCUAAACGAGGCUGUAAGAGAAGCCAUCGAUGACGAUACCUACCGCAGGGUGCAACGUUUGAGCUACGGCCAACAUGGUCCAAACGAGAUAGCGUCGAAGUUGGGCCUGCCUAACGGCACCGUGGGAACGGGAGUAUCUCGACCUUCCGGUCUUCCUGACGGUGGAAGUACAAGCGAGGACCUGGCAGCUCUUGACAAGCUCAUUACUUAUUUACUGGGUUCACCUAGUAGUAAUGGAGCUAAUGGAGGUGGUGGUGGUAGCGGCAUUGCCAGUGGAAAUUUCGGAGCAAAUGUGGAUUCGUGGAGACGGUCCCGCGCCAGUGCUCGAGGGUACAGGCAAUUGCGCCCUAACGCAUUCGAUGCAACUAACGUCGGUACGACCCCACUUUGAAUACACUACGUACUUGACUUCCUACAA